Molecule: messenger RNA, 741 nt
Organism: Pisolithus orientalis
Lineage: Eukaryota; Fungi; Basidiomycota; Agaricomycetes; Boletales; Pisolithaceae
Exons: 4
Coding region: 1-741 (246 amino acids)
Source: RefSeq, a predicted model, not a curated record
AUGCACACCAAUGGAAUACACUACUGCAAUGUGCAGUGUUGUAGAUGCCCUGGGGCAGAGGAUUCACACAUACAGCUGAUGUGGGCUGGGAUGUUUCCUGCUACCACAAAGGCCGCAAGGACUGCAUUUACCUUCCAAGUACUUGAUGACUUUGUUCAGGACAAUGCAGAAUGUGGUACCUCAGCAAUGAAUUUCUACAGCAAACUUUGCCACAUAACCUCCAAUGCCUUUCCUCAUCUAGUGCCAGAUAGGUUCAGGGAACUGCUGAAAGUUGCUAGGAUGUGGUGGCUCCUGAAACUACUGAAAUGGCAGGGAUCCCACAUGAGUGCAGAAGAUGCUGGCCCCAGGGAAUUAGUGUUAUUCUAUCUGGCAUGUCUCCAACCCAGCAUCAACAUUCCUGAAGAUGCAACAGAUUAUUCCCAUUGGACACUGGCAAGAAGCUUGGUCAUGGAUGGGAAUUUAAAGGCAGAGCAUAUGCAUCCAAAGGAUGCUGGCAGAAAAGCCUGGUUGAUGGAUGGAAAGGGGUACAUGGUCACAUCACAGCCAUACAAGGAAUAUUUGAGUGGCACUAAAAAUGUGGUUGAGAUCUCAGAUUGCAGCAAUCAUCAGGCAGUUAAUCAAGCAAAUGCCAACCAGCAGCAGCUUGCAUCUAUGGGAAUAGGUGGAUGUGCCUGUGCAUGGCAUGGCUGUUUUGUGCCACAUGCAAUGGUUGACUUCCAGAAGGGCAAACAGUAUGAAUAA